Messenger RNA from Mizuhopecten yessoensis (Yesso scallop), 6579 nucleotides. Its product is annotated as protein strawberry notch homolog 1-like. Gene Ontology annotation, molecular function: chromatin DNA binding; histone binding. Gene Ontology annotation, biological process: regulation of DNA-templated transcription. The record is from RefSeq and is a predicted model, not a curated record. The transcript has 31 exons. Lineage: Eukaryota; Metazoa; Mollusca; Bivalvia; Pectinida; Pectinidae. Gene Ontology annotation, cellular component: nucleus. The coding region runs from base 92 to 4750 and encodes 1552 amino acids.
AUGUUGAGGCCUUCACACAUUGAAUUUGCACAGCUUGUACAUGAAGGACACUACUGCGAUAGUCGAAUAGUUACAUUGAAGGAUAUCGGCCAUGCUUUAUGUCGAGAAUUCCUUCACUGACAUCUUAUCAGCAGCAUUAGAUGAGUCUGGAAUCUUGGGAGACUUUGAUGACUUUGAUGAACCAGUUGCCGAACAACCUGUCAAUAAUGUAACAUAUCAAGUAGUUCCAAAGAACCAAUCAAUCACAGUACCAGUGACAUCAUGGAAUGGGAACGCAGUUUCUCACAACCGGGUGGGACAGCCAGCCGUGUUCUCUCAUGCUUUAAAACAGCUGGCAUCUACAUCACAAGUUAUUCCAACUGUUGGGACCCUACCUAGUCAGGUUGGAAAUGUUCAUCAGAAAGUUGCCCUUCAAUCUACGCUGGGCAGGUCAGCCUCCUCCCCUGCAAUGAUACGUAUACCCAAGUCCAGCAUUCAGAAUUCUGCGGCUCAUUCAAACACCAUUCCAAUAAGCAUACAGCAAGCAGCCAAUGCUGCAUCUGGAAACACCACACCGCGUAUCAUCAAAAUCACACGAGUUGGAGGAGCACAGGGUGCAAUCAAACUACCCCAACACAGUGGGGCAAUUACCCUAGGAAGCCUGGCAGGGGGAUCCUUAGCAGGCAAGAAAAUCAUCAUCAAAAGAGCUGUGUCAGGUGCAGGAUUGCCAAACAUUGGUGGCCCUAAUGUGGGUGGACAGGGUGUUGUUGGAACAGUUCGAGGGGUUCCAAAUAUUGGGGAACUGAUCCCACGCAAUCACACAGGAGUGACAACCCACAUACAGCAACGUCCAUUCUCACCGCAGCUACAAGCUGCCAACUCCCAAAUACAGAUUGUGAGUCAAUCCAGUACAACUGAAAGGUCAUUACAGAAUAAUGCAGUGUCAUUACUCCAGCGUAGUGGAGACUCGCUACUCAUUCCAAGGACAACCAGUGUUAUACAUGUGCCAACUAUUGUCAACACAGCUGCCUCCUUUCCGAAGAACAGUAUUGUUGUCAACUCCAGUGGAAUAAGUACUGCCUCAACAGGGACCACUGUUGCUAAUAUAAAAACUACCUUGUCACAUAAAGAUGUAUCUAGAAUGUGGUCCAAUGAGGAUGUUAAGAUGAAAAACUUUUCUACCCCAGUCAUGAAAAACAUGGGUGGUGGUUUGCAGCAUAGCCUAGCUGGAAUGAGUGCCCCUUCAGUGUUGGAAGAUGAGGAAGUGGAGGAUGAGGUGGAGGAACUUGGACAUGCAGAGACCUAUGCCGACUACAUGCCUAGUAAAUUGAAGGUGGGUGUUAAACACCCAGACCCAGUGGUGGAGACCAACUCCCUAUCCAGUGUCGAGUCCUCGGACAUCUGGUACAAGCUGUCCCUUCCUGACAGUACCAUUGACUAUGGUGACCUGUCUGCCCUACAGCUGGAGGCCAUUGUGUAUGCCUCACAGCGACAUGACUUGAUCCUACCUUGUGGGGACCGAGGUGGAUUCCUUAUAGGUGAUGGUGCUGGUGUUGGAAAAGGACGAACUAUUGCAGGAAUUAUUUACGAGAACUACAUUCAGGGGAAGAAAAGAGCACUAUGGCUGAGUGUGUCUAAUGACUUGAAAAUCGAUGCUGAGCGAGACCUGAAGGACAUCGGAGCGGGAAGAAUAGAAGUUCAUGCCUUAAACAAGUUUAAAUAUGCCAAGAUCUCUUCAAAAGAAAAUGGGAGUGUCAAGAAGGGUGUAAUCUUUGCUACAUACUCUUCCCUUAUUGGAGAAAGCCAGUCUGGUGGCAAGUACAAGACGAGGCUGAAACAGCUGCUCAAGUGGUGUGGCAAGGACUUCGAUGGUUGUAUUAUAUUUGAUGAAUGUCACAAAGCUAAGAAUCUGUGUCCUGUGGGGAGUAGUAAACCUACGAAGACAGGACAGACAGUGCUGGAGUUACAGAAUCGUCUUCCCAUGGCACGCAUUGUGUACGCCAGUGCCACAGGUGCUUCUGAACCCAAGAACAUGGCAUACAUGACAAGACUAGGUCUGUGGGGACAAGGCACCCCUUUUCCUGUGUUCAAUGAUUUCAUUCAAGCUGUGGAGCGCAGGGGUGUUGGUGCGAUGGAGCUGGUUGCCAUGGACAUGAAGCUACGUGGCAUGUACAUUGCUAGGCAACUAAGCUUCAAGGGAGUGUCUUUCAAAAUUGAGGAAAUUCCUCUAGAGAAGGAAUUUGAGGAAGUGUACAAUGAUGCUGUGAAGAUGUGGGUUGUGGCUAGAGACAGAUUCCAGAAAGCUGCAGAGCUGAUAGAUGCUGAGCAGAGAAUGAAGAAGACAAUGUGGGGGCAGUUCUGGUCAGCACAUCAGCGAUUUUUUAAAUACCUGUGUAUAUCAGCGAAGGUCAAUCAUUGUGUCCGCUUGGCCAGAGACGCUGUCAGAAAUGGCAAGUGUGUUGUGAUUGGUCUGCAGUCGACUGGAGAAGCCAGGACACUGGAACAGUUAGAGGAAAACGGAGGAGAGCUCAAUGACUUUGUGUCCACAACAAAGGGUGUUUUUCAAACACUAGUAGAUAAACAUUUCCCAGCACCUGAUCGACGAAAAACAUUUGACAUUUUUGGAAUCGGUGGAUACCCCAGUUUCCUUGACAACAGUAACCCACCUACACCAGAAAAUGGCAACAACAAAAAAAGGAAAAAAGACCAAAAGUCUUCCAAAAGUGCAAAGAAGCAGAGAGGUAAUGGUAGCUCAAGUGAUUCUGACGACAGUGACUCGGACUGGUUGAAGUCUGACUCUGAUGCCAGUAGUGUAGACUUUGGAGCUGACAGUAAUUCAGAGUCAGAUGGGGAAAUAGACAACUUCAAUCCAUUUGGCAGUGGAUCAGAUAGUGAUGAUGAUCCUUGGUUAAAAAAGAAGAAUAAAGGGAACAAUAAAAAGAAACCAAAAAAAACAAAGAAGAAAAAAAAGAAACAGAAAGAAAAGGACGAAGAUGAAGAAUUUGACAAACAGUUGGCAGCCGCUGGGCUCAUGAAGAAAAACCAUAGUACCAAAGAAAAUAUCAACAACCUGGGCAAUAAUAACACAACCCAUAAUACUUCUAACCAACCAGUGCUGGGGAUGGACAGUGUGGAGAGAGCUGUGUCUAUGAAAAGAGAACUCCUGGAUAUGUUGGAGGAGAUAGGAGACAGCCUGCCUCCAAACUUACUAGACCACCUUAUAGAUGAACUCGGAGGCAAAGAAAAUGUGGCAGAGAUGACAGGAAGGAAGGGGCGUGUCGUAAGUACUGAUGAGGGCAUUAGCUACGAGUCCCGCAGUGCCUCGGACGUACCACUUGAAUACCUGAACCUUACAGAGAAACAGAGGUUUAUGGACGGUGAAAAGGAUAUAGCCAUAAUCUCGGAGGCAGCUAGUUCCGGUAUCUCUCUCCAGGCUGACAGACGAGCUAUCAAUCAAAAGAGGCGUGUCCAUAUCACAUUGGAAUUGCCUUGGAGUGCAGACAGAGCCAUACAGCAGUUCGGUCGUACCCACAGAUCCAACCAAGUGCAUGCCCCCGAGUAUCUGUUUCUCAUCUCGGAACUUGCAGGAGAACAGAGAUUUGCUUCCACUGUGGCCAAACGCCUGGAAAGCUUGGGAGCACUCACACAUGGGGACAGAAGAGCAACAGAAUCCCGGGAUCUCAGUCGCUUUAAUAUCGACAACAAGUAUGGGCGUGUUGCCUUGGAGAAUGUGAUGAAGUCUUCAUUAGGAUUUGAGAGUCCUCUGGUCGCCUCUCCUUCUGAUUAUGAGGGAGAUUUUAAUGCAGGUGUUAGGAAGGGUCUCAUUGGAGUUGGCAUGGUUACUGUAGAUGAAAGAAUUAAUGUUCCAAUUUUAGAAAAAGAUUACAACAAUAUUAGCAAAUUCCUGAACAGGAUACUCGGUAUGGAGGUUGCUUUACAGAAUGCUCUGUUCAAGCAUUUCUCCCAGACCCUAAUGGCCAUCAUCUUGGAGGCCAAGAGGAAUGGAAGAUGGGACAUGGGCAUUCUCGAUCUUGGUUCCGGAGGAGAAAGUGUGAAGAAGCUGGAGUCGAGGGUGUUUGUAGGGAACACAGCCACAAACACCGCCAGGACAGAACUCACCACAUUUUCUGUGGAGAGGGGUAUGUCGUGGACAGGGGCCUCUGAGAUCUGGAGGAAAUACACAGGUUCAGAGGAUGGAUUUUACGUCUCAACACAGGAGAGAAGCAUGAAGAAGACAGCGGUCCUGGCAGUGUACUACGGCCUGAGUAAGAAGAAGGAGAAAAUGUACAAUGUAUACCGUCCAAACACUGGCAGACAGGUCCAUACAGAUUCCUUGACAAAUCUCAAGAAAAAGUACAAAAAGGUACUGCCAGAUGUUGCCAGGCCUAUAUGGGAUGACCAGUUCAACUUAUCCGCAACAAUUUGUAGUCAUGCAUAUUGGAAGGGCAACUGUAAAAAGGUGAGCCUGGGCCUGCCAUGUGAGGUGGGACUCAGGAGUCGAACAUUCCAUGUACUUAGCGGGUCAGUUCUCAGUGUCUGGAGCAAGGUAGAGGGCGUCCUUGCUUCAAUGCCAGGGGGAGCUAACUCAAAGAUGCAAAUCAUACGUCUACGGACAGACAGUGGCCAAAGAAUUGUUGGUAGCCUUAUUCCAAAUAACUGUGUCCUUCCCUUAUGCAACAUUCUGUCUCAGGACUGUAAACAGACAUACAUAGAAAAGCACCCUGUACAAGAAGAGGACUCAUCUCAUCUCAGCAUGCCUCUUCUCUUCUAGACCUGGAGUGUUGCAGGGCUCCAUACAUACUUUCAUCAGUGUCCAGAUAAUCAACAAAACUCCCUCUAUUUGACUUGUGAACAAAAACACUUCUGUAAGAUUUCUUUAAAAUUGUUAAUUACCAGUUUUUGAAAUGGUCUGUACAGACUCCUUGUACACAAAUCCAGUCAUUGUCAAUUGCUUGUGUACAGUUCAUCCAGAGAUUUUAAGAAACAGGAGAUGAUCGUACUUUCCAACCUCCACCAUUGAAGAAUUCUACCGUACUUAUUGGAUUUAUAACAUUCUGACUGUAUGUUUACCGACUGUAGAGUAUCUUUUCAAUAUAAGUACAGCUGCUGUGUACUUGAGUACUGUGUACCGUGCAGCACCUGAGAAGUGUCUGCAGUAUCGCUGGAGGUCUGCAGUAUCACUGGAGGUCUGCAGUAUCACUGGAGGUCUGCAGUAUCACUGGAGGUCUGCAGUAUCCCUGGAGGUCUGCAGUAUCGCUGGAGGUCUGCAGCUCCAGGAUAGACAACUCUUUUGAAGGGAGUAAAUGCAGAUCAGUGAUAAACAAAAAAUACUAUUAUUGAAUGAAUACUGGAAAGACUUUCAUGGAAAUAGUACCCGAUAUAUUUUGCAAUAAUUUAAUUAUUAUCAUUAAUUUAAUGUAUAAUCCUCCAUCGCUUGUGUGUAGCUUUUGAGCUUGCCAUUGCAGUCAAACUGCCUUGCAUAAAGUGUUCAUUUUUUAAUUGUUUCGUGUCUGCAGUCAGUACACCAUGUGUUCAAUCUACUGUAUACCAGUCUUGUUAAUUUUUUUAUGGAAGUUUGAUGAUAAAACAUCCUUGGUUGUGACCUAUUCUUUCUAAUUUGCAGUCAUUCGCUUACAACUGUCCAUACAUAAGUAUAUUUAACCCUUUAAGUGUUAAUAGCAGAUAUAUGGCCAUAAGUCUGUGGCCACCACUGCUAUUUAUAAUUUAGCACUCUAGGGGUUGAGUUUGAAUCAAUUAUUUCCCCGUAACUAGUGUCUGUAAUGUUAAAGUUUAGCAAUUUAUCAGCUGGGUGGGUGCUAAAAAAAAUCUCUAAAUUUUGAUGAUCAUGCUUAUUUUGCAAACUUUUGAUUUUAACCUCAAAGCUUUGUGAAAGGUCUGUAACACAAAUUUUCCCAAUGCUCUCUAAUAGUAAGACACAAUUGGAUGGACUCUUUCGAGGACUUCAGGAUUCUGCAACUGGUGUCUGUAAAAAAACUGCUUUAACCAGACACCACAUGAUAUUAUUGACAAUAUUGAUAUUUUUUUAUAACCAUGUGUUGCAUCAUAUAAAACAUCAAAGUGUUUGAACAAAUGUAAGAUGAUUUCAUUGUUUAGGGAUUGUUUUAUACCUGUGAUUAUCGGAAUAUAUUUUAAUUUGGAUUGGUGUUAUGUCCGUGGCAAUUGUACAGGAGAGCUACUCAAUUAAGAAAUAGGGUUGGACUGGAAGGCCUGAUAAAACAAAAACUUUUUGUCACAAAGGUUUCAAUAUUGCAGGUCCACUUCAAUGUAUUCCCAAAGAUCAUUACAGGUGGAUGGACCUUUCCAGCUACAUGGACAGAACAGACUUGGGCAUACACAUGUAUAGGGAUACAACCUAUGUAUUCCUCAGCUUUUCAGUCGUACAUAUUUUGUUCAUAUGUACCUUUAAUGUUUCACGUUUCUACAUCCAUAUAUAUCUACAUGGCAAAUCCAUUCUCUUUAGCGGACCAUGAACUCGUGUAUGUGUACAAAGAAAAGGGAGAGCUUUGAUUUUAAAUUUGGUAAAGCUUUCCUGUUUCAUGAAUAUGGGUUUAAGAAAGGAGUUUCAUUAUUUUGAAUAAU